AUGGAAGACUACGAGCAUGCGGAACGCGAACUGCUCGAACAUUGCGGUCGCGUCGCUACAUUGAGCGAGUGUUUCGCGUGGUUGGAGCGGUGCAACGAGUGCAUCGAGAGCCUCGAGUGUCGCGCCAAGCGUCCGCGUCUCACCGUCGGUCACAGACAAUCCGCGGUGGCGAGGAUCGCGCGACUCGUGGGUGCGCGAACAGUGUUGGAACAACGGUUCGUGCACGUAGGCCAUGGAGUGGGUGGUGGUGGUGAACGCGAGAACGAUAGAUCUCUCGCUUGGCGCGAGAUCGACGCCGCUUUCACCAAUCGCGUUCUGACCGGUGCGGUUAUAAACUCCAGGCAUAUCGAGCCUCGACAAUUCCUCGAAGACGCCGAAAGUGUAGUGCUCGAGCGUGUGCGGGGCGCUAUAGAUACACAUGGUAGCGUGAAGGUGAACACCGUCUUCAACGGCGAGUUCGUCGCGGGUGACAAACGCACAGUCAUGGGGAUAAACGGCAAAAACUGUGAACUCUAUCGGUGCACCGAUCUGCGCGAGUGGUACGCGUCGCGCGUUAUCGAGCCCACGUUGGCGUCGCUCGAAGAGCACCAGGAACGCGACAGCGGGUGGGCGCUCUCGCGUAUUCUGAACCUGACGGUUAACGUGAAUAAACUCAAUCCCAUGCGCGCGGGGUGUCAUUGUCGCGUUACAUUGCCGGAAAAGUUUAAAAGGAAGGAAGCAGUGAUCAACGUGCGAUCCAUGGACAAUACGUGCUUCGCGUGGGCGGUGGUCGCUGCUUUGUACCCUGCGUACAAUCAUGUGGAUCGUGAAUCGUCGUAUCCGCAUUAUUCCAAAGUGCUUAACUUCGCGGAUAUCGAGUUUCCGGUAACGCUCAAGGACGUUGCGAAAUUCGAGCGGUCGAACGAUAUCUCGAUUAACGUGUACGGCAUCGAGGACGGGAACGAAUUCCCUCUGCGGCUCACCGAUUACAAGAGGGGCAGACACGUCAAUUUAUUGUACGUGCAAGACGGCGACGGCCAUUUCGCAUGCAUCAAAAAUCUGUCCCGUCUCGUCAGCACGCAAAUUAAUAAACAUCAUGGACAAAAGUACAUUUGUGACCGAUGCCUCCACUACUUCUCCAAUGAAAAAUUGGAGAGUCAUGCGGUGGACUGCGGUAAAAUGAACGAGUGCGCUAUCCGCCUACCGGGCACAGACGACAAAUGGCUGGAGUUCCGCAAGUACUGCAGGAAGGAGCGGGCGCCGUUCGUGGUAUACGCCGACCUAGAGUGUGUGCUGAAGAAGACGGAAGACGCUGCUGGGUCGUCGUACGCGUACCAGCGGCACGAAGCGUUCAGUACAGCUUAUUACGUGCACUGCUCGUACGACAGCACGUUAUCCGAGUACAGAUGUCGGCGGGGCAACGACUGCGUUAGUUUGUUCGCGAGCCAGCUAGAGGCGUUGGCGCACCGCGUGAAAAAUAUAAUAACGACCAACCGGCCCAUGGACUUUACGCGCGACGACUGGCGGAGAUUCGACAGCGCGACGCACUGCCACAUCUGCGAGAGGCCGUUCGCCCCGGGUGACGAGCGGGCGCGCGACCACUGUUACGUCACCAGGCGAUACCGCGGUCCGGCGCACAAGGGAUGCAACGUGAACUACAAGGACUCUCCGUACGUUCCGGUUGUGUUCCACAACCUGUCGGGGAACGACGCGCACUUCGUCGUACAGGAAAUAGCUACGCAAUUCCAGGGACAAGUGGAUCUACUUCCCCUGACCAAGGAGAAGUACAUUUCCUUCACGAAACACGUCAAAGACACCAAUGACACCAGUGACAAAGAUUCGCGAAAACUUCUGCUCACUCGUAAAGGGGUGUUUCCCUACGAGUACGUGGACAGCGUGGAGAGACUGAACGAUACGCGCUUGCCGCCGCGCGAAUCGUUCCACAGAUCGCUGACGGGCGAUACAGUGUCCGAGAGCGAUUACGCGCACGCCGAGAACGUGUGGCAGCGGUUCUCCGUGCGAACGCUCGGCGAGUACAGUGAUCUCUACUUAAAAACUGACGUCCUGUUGUUAGCCGAUGUGUUUGAGAACUUUCGAGACAGUUGCAUCGCGAGUUACGGACUCGAUCCCGCGCAUUACUACACCCUGCCCGGUUUCACGUGGGACGCGAUGCUUAAACACACGAGCGUGAAGUUCGAAUUACUCACAGACAUAGAUAUGGUGAUGUUCGUCGAGCGCGGCAUACGCGGCGGUCUCAGCCAGUGUUCCGGCAGAUACGCGCGGGCCAAUAACAGGUACAUGCAGGCGUACGACCUGUCGGAACCGUCGUCGUACCUCAUGUAUUACGACGUCAACAACCUGUACGGCUGGGCGAUGUGCCAACCGUUGCCCCACGUCGACUUUGCAUGGGUCGACGACGAGCAGAAUUUCGACUAUACUGUCGUCGCGUUGGAUUCGCCCACCGGGUACAUCCUCGAGGUGGAUCUCGAGUAUCCGCGGCGUCUCCACGACGCGCACGCCGACCUGCCGUUCUGCCCGACGCGCGCGAAGCCGCCCGGCAAGCGGGACUACAAGCUUCUCGCGACGUUUCGAACGCGCGCGAAAAAAGAUUUCGAGAAAAACCUGUACAAACUGAUGAACAACGCGGUGUUAGGCAAGACGAUGGAGAACGUGCGCGAACGCGUCGACGUUAAACUGGUGACGACAUGGGAAGGACGGUACGGUGCUGAGGCGUUGAUCGCGAAACCGAAUUUCCACAGCCGCAGCGUCUUCGCGGAGAACCUGAUAGCGGUCGAAUUGCGGAAACUCGAGGUGAAAUUCGACAAGCCUAUCUACAUGGGUAUGUGCAUCCUGGACAUUUCGAAAACGUGCCUGUACGAGUUUCACCAUGAGUACAUGACGCCGCUGUUUCGCGAUAGGUGCAAGAUCGUGUACACCGACACGGACAGUCUGAUCUACCAUGUAGAGUGCGAUGACGUGUACGAAACAAUGAAACGCGACAUCGACAGAUUUGACACGGGCGACUAUCCCGCGAACAACGCGUACGGUAUGCCUCUCGCGAACAAGAAGGUGCUCGGUCUCAUGAAGGACGAGAACAACGGCGCCUUCAUGACCGAGUUCGUCGGGCUCAGAGCGAAGAUGUGGAUGGAAAGAGGAACACGAAGAAGGCGAAGGGGGUGA
Molecule: messenger RNA, 3159 nt
Organism: Cyphomyrmex costatus
Lineage: Eukaryota; Metazoa; Arthropoda; Insecta; Hymenoptera; Formicidae
Exons: 4
Coding region: 1-3159 (1052 amino acids)
Biological process (GO): DNA replication
Molecular function (GO): DNA-directed DNA polymerase activity; nucleotide binding; DNA binding
Source: RefSeq, a predicted model, not a curated record